GCGAAAGUAAACAAUAUAGGCGGACGGGUUUUUUAUGGAAAAAUAUAAAUUUUUUGUGCAAUUUACCUGUAAAAAUAUUCAUACGUUAUUAAGUAGAAUAUAAAACGGACAAAAACCAUGAGUUUGCAACCGGCUACUGCCCAAACUCCAACAACUUCCCAGGAUGCUUGUUAUAUCUCGCUGUUAGGCUUGGCAGAACAUUUUCGUACCUCACAACCACCAAACAUCAAAAAGUGUAUACAAUGCCUGCAAGCAUUGUUUACGUUCCAUCCACCUUCCAAAGUUGAGGCCAGAACUCAUCUGCAAAUGGGUCAGACACUGAUGGCCUACACCAAUAACAUCGAUUUGGCGCGCACGCAUUUAGAGACGGCAUGGAAAUUGUCAGAGCCCUUACUGAAUUUCGAUGAUGUCAAAUUUGAUACUGCUUCAUUGCUGUCGGAGUUGUACAGACAAACGGAACAGAGUUCUUUGGCUAAAGCAAUGUUGCGGAAGGCCAUAGAGCUGUCGCAAAACAACGUUUACUGGCACUGCAAACUAUUGUUGCAACUGGCACAACUGCAUGCCAACGACAAGGAAUACACGUUGGCAUCAGAACUAUUGGCUGUGGGUGCUGAAUCGGCAGACGAGGCUAGUGCCACGUAUUUGAAAGUUUUAUUCUUACUAUCGAGAGCCAUGAUCUUGAUGAUAGAACGAAAAACUAACGAUGUGUUGGCUUUACUCAAUUCCGCUGGUGCUAUAAUCGACAAUCACAUAACAAAUCCACAUCAUAAGGAGUACUUGAAGGUGUUUUUCUUGGUGCUGCAAGUGUGUUACUAUUUGGCUUUGGGACAGGUGAAAACGGUGAAGCCAAGUCUAAAGCAAUUGCAAAUGUCUAUACAAACAAUUAUGGCGCCAAAUUGGCCGGCAGAUGAUGUAAUAUUUGGACAAAAUCCCCUGGAUAUGUUUGGAUGGCUACCCAAAGAGCAACUGUAUGUAUUAGUUUACUUAGUAACGGUAUCACAUUCCAUGAUGGCUGGCUACAUGGAUAAAGCACAAAAGUAUACCGAAAAGGCUUUGACACAAAUCGAAAAGCUAAAAGCACAAGAUGACAAACCCAUAUUAGCGGUAUUCAAGGUCAUACUACUGGAGCACAUUGUUAUGUGCCGCAUGGUUAUGGGCAAUCGUGAAUUAGCCAUACGGGAAAUAGCUGCCUGUCGCGACGUAUGUUUGGCCAAGGGCCCAAAUGGUCAAUUACUUAAGCGUCAUUCAGCACAAUUGCACUGUUUGGUGGGAUUGUAUGCCAUGUCCACGAGUUUCUUUGAACACGCCGAAAAACAAUUUCUAACCUGUGUGGCCGAGACGAGCGAAAGAGAUUUGAAAUUAUUCGCUAAUUUAAAUUUGGCUAUAAUUUACUUAAGAACAAAAAGAGAUCAGGAUUUGAAGCAAAUAUUGGAUGCUGUUUCCACAGAAAAUACUCACACGUAUAGUUCUCAAGCUUUAAUGGGUGGAUUUUAUUAUGUCCAGGGUCUUCAUGCCUUUCACAAGGCAAGUUUCCAUGAAGCCAAGCGUUUUCUGCGUGAAACUUUAAAAAUGGCCAAUGCAGAGGAUUUAAAUCGUUUAACAUCUUGUUCAUUGGUUUUGUUGUCUCACGUCUUCCUCAGCAUAGGUAACUCUAAAGAGAGUAUGAAUAUGGUGACACCAGCUAUGCAAUUGGCAUCAAAAAUACCCGAUAUACAUGUUCAGCUGUGGGGUUCAGCCAUACUGAAGGAUUUACAUCGUAUGUCAAAGGAUGCUCUACACGAAAAGGAAGCCUACGCCAAUCAUGUCAAAUAUUCCGAAAAUCUUAUUGCCGAUCAAUUGAAAUGUGUACAGAGUAUACAUCAUUCGUUAAUUGAUUGGUUAAAAGGACCGCCGCCGGCAACUGGAGGUGUUGCCGCCAUUACAGCUGGGGUAGGUAAUACUACUGUUGCCACUAAUCAAGUUGUACCAUUACCCACUAAUCAACCAGUGAUGCAGCAGCCUACGCAACAGCCUCUACAAAUACCAAUAACCGCUGCACAUUUACCGUCACAUCCUCUGCAACAGCUGCAGCCACCACAACAACUUCUACCAUCCACUAAUCCCACCCCUCAUAUACCUGCAGCACAAACUGUAAUACAGCAACAACCUUUAACACAACAGCAACAACCUAUUGCUUCAACUUCCACACAACAACCACAGCAACAAAUGUUACCGCAGCAGCAGAUGAUUAUGCAUCAUCAACUGCCUCCCCAGCCUCAGGUGAUUUUGAAUCAUCCGCAACAAACCGUUCAAUAUAUACAUCAACCAAUUGGUCCCCAAGUGCAACAACAACAAUUUGGUCAGUACUAUUAGUUUUGUAAAGUUAAGCAGAAAAGGAAUACAGUUUGUGGUUUAAGUUUCUAGGAAAACAAACAAACAAAUACUUCAAAAUGCAGCCUAUAACAUUUUUUUUAAUAGUUUUAAGUGAUAAGAAAAAGAAAGUGAAAAAAUAAAGAAAUCUUUUAAAAAACUGAA
This is a messenger RNA of Calliphora vicina (urban bluebottle blowfly), 2514 nucleotides long. It is a transcript of the gene Mau2, whose product is annotated as Mau2 sister chromatid cohesion factor. The record is from RefSeq and is a predicted model, not a curated record. Gene Ontology annotation, cellular component: chromatin; SMC loading complex. Bases 118 to 2352 code for a protein of 744 amino acids. The transcript has 3 exons. Gene Ontology annotation, biological process: maintenance of mitotic sister chromatid cohesion; mitotic sister chromatid cohesion. Gene Ontology annotation, molecular function: protein binding; double-stranded DNA binding. NCBI's taxonomy places the organism in Eukaryota, Metazoa, Arthropoda, Insecta, Diptera, Calliphoridae.